This is a messenger RNA of Spinacia oleracea (spinach), 1716 nucleotides long. Its product is annotated as plasmodesmata-located protein 3. Gene Ontology annotation, biological process: plasmodesmata-mediated intercellular transport; transport of virus in multicellular host. The transcript has 3 exons. Lineage: Eukaryota; Viridiplantae; Streptophyta; Magnoliopsida; Caryophyllales; Amaranthaceae. The record is from RefSeq and is a predicted model, not a curated record. Gene Ontology annotation, cellular component: plasmodesma. The coding region runs from base 291 to 1178 and encodes 295 amino acids.
AUUUUGUUUUCCCACUGGCAAAAUUGCACUGUUUUUAAGAGAGAGAGAUACGCCGCUCCACCUCUCCUCUCCCUCUCAUCUCAAAAGCUGUACUAUCAACUUACACCAUCCCCCCACUAAACACUAGUACUUCAACACUGCUCAUCCAUUUCAAAACUCAUUUCCCUUCACUUUUCUCAUGAAAAAUCCCACCAAUUUCUCCAGAUUCCACCUAUUUCAUCAAAAACCCUCUAAAUUCAACCCCUUUUAGCUAUGAUUUAAUCAAAAAAAACCCAGAAAAAUCACAAAAAAUGGGUAGUUUUUCAUUCAUUCUUAUCCUGGUAAUCCUCACCAUUUUAACAAAAACUUCCAAAUCUGCCCCUGAUUACACAACUCUUGUAUACAAAGGCUGUUCAAGACAACCCUUAUCAGAUCCAUCAGGAGCAUACGCCCAAUCUCUCUCCUCCCUCUUCACCUCCCUCCUUCAACAAUCCUCAAGAUCCAAAUUCUUCAAAACCACCGCCGGUGGAUCCCAGCAAGCUACAAUCUCCGGACUGUACCAAUGCAGAGGCGACCUGAGCAAUGCCGACUGCUACAAUUGCAUCAGCAAACUCCCCCAAUUAACCGACCAACUCUGCGGCAAGGUCACGGCGGCGCGAGUCCAAUUACUCGGGUGUUACCUCCUCUACGAAGUUUCCGGGUUCACUCAAAUUUCAGGGAUGCAGAUGCUGUACAAGGAUUGCAGCCGCACUAACGUCGCCGGAGCCGGGUUCGAGAUGAAGAGAGACAGUGCGCUUACGGUGAUGGAGAACGGUGUCGCGAGUGGUGGCGCCGGCGGGUUUUACACCACGAAUUAUCAAGCUGUUUAUGCUUUGGGACAGUGUCAAGGUGAUUUGAGUAGUACUGAUUGUAGUCAGUGUGUUAAAUCUGCUGUUCAAAAGGCGCAAGUUGAAUGUGGGAGUUCAUUGUCUGGACAAGUUUAUUUGCAUAAGUGCUUCAUUAGUUAUAGCUAUUAUCCUAAUGGUGUUCCUACUAAAUCUUCUUCUUCGUCUUCUUUCUCCUCCAACGGUGGAAUUUCUUCAGGGUCGAAUCCGGGGAAAACGGUUGCAAUAAUAGUAGGAGUGACAGCUGGGGUGGCAUUCUUGAUCAUAAUGGUACUCUUCAUAAGAGGGUUGAAGAAGAAGGAUGAUGAUUUUUGAGGAAAACAGCUGGUUUAUCAAGGGAAUUUCUUGUUUUUCUUAAAAGGUGGGAAGGAAAAACCAAUUUUUUGUGAAUUUUUCGGAAAGGAUAUGGAAGGGUAUGAACAACAAGGCUAUUUUUCAUUUUGUUUGGUGGAUUAUUUACUAGGGCAAAAAUUGUAAAACCCCUUUUUCUUUUCUUUUUUUAAAUUUUUGUAGUCAGAAAAAGAAAUGAAUGAUUCAGUAUAAAAUGGGAAGAACAAAGGUUCAUUCAACCAUUCAGGCAUACUGAAUGUUUUUUGUCAUUGUCAUUCAAGAAUCAAGAUGCCAUUAAAAAUUUAAGACAGUAGACAUGGGAUAUUUUGUAAAGGUUUCUUCAAUUCCCUGGCCCCCUUCUUUUUCUUCUCAUCGACAUGUGAGUGAUGUGACUAUUGUUAUUUCUUUUAUCUCCAUCAUGUGUUUGAUUAAUGUCGCACUUGUUCGUCUGUAAAUAAGUAUGUCACAUUUUUAUGGAGUAUUUAUAUUUUAUAUACAUAUUACACAUAUAUUGUUAUGGAAA